CAGGCUGAUAGCGUGAAGCCCUGUGGCUGUGCACCACUGAGGCAUGAGUGUGGGAAGAGCCCACCACCACCACCACAGCUUCUUGUCCUGUGAAGAAGAAGGCUUUAGACUGAGCACUAUGCCUGCUGUGGGCAGUUUUGGCAAUGGAAAGAUCCACACACGACGCAAACAGCACAGCCGGUUUGUCGGCAAGACCGGCCAAUGCAACAUUCAUUUCGCAAACAUGGAUGAGAAGUCACAGCGGUACAUAUCUGACAUUUUCACUACUUGCGUGGAUAUCCGCUGGCGAUACAUGUUCCUGCUGUUCAGCUUGGCGUUUGUGGUGUCCUGGUUAAUGUUUGGCUUUGCGUUCUGGGUCAUUGGCCUGCUCCAUGGUGACAUGGACAAUCAAGGAAGGGACGAGAGUUUUGUUCCUUGUGUCAUGAACGUUCAUACCUUUGUGGCUGCCUUCCUGUUCUCCGUUGAGACCCAAACAACCAUUGGGUACGGAGCUCGCUUUGUCACAGAGGAAUGCCCAGCAGCUGUCUUCAUGGUGGUCUUUCAGUCUAUUAUGGGGUGCAUCAUUGAUGCCUUUAUGAUUGGCGCCAUCAUGGCAAAGAUGGCAAGGCCCAAAAAGCGUGCAGAGACACUACUUUUCAGCCACAAUGCAGUAAUCGCUAUGCGCGAUGGGAAGCUGUGCCUCAUGUUCAGAGUUGCAAACCUAAGGAAGAGCCACAUCGUGGAAGCUCACGUGAGAGCCCAGCUGGUGAAGCCUCGCUACACAGAGGAAGGCGAGUACAUCCCCCUGGAUCAGAUCGACAUGAACGUCGGAUACGACAAAGGCACGGACCGCCUGUUUCUGGUUGCCCCGCUCACCGUCAUACACGAAAUUGAUGAAGAAAGUCCACUCUUUGGCAUCAGCAAACAAGAUCUUGAAGCAGCUGACUUUGAGAUAGUAAUUAUACUUGAAGGGCUGGUGGAGGCCACAGCCAUGACGACGCAAGCACGCAGCUCGUACCUGCCCUCGGAGAUCCUGUGGGGUCACCGCUUUGAGCCCGUCAUUUUCGAGGAGAAGAACCAGUACAGGAUAGAUUAUGCCUACUUUCACAAAACAUUCGAAGUACCAUCCACCCCCAGGUGCAGCGCCAAAGACAUGGAGGAGAGAAAAUUCCCAACAUCUGGCGCCAACUCUUUCUGCUAUGAGAAUGAGCUGGCCUUCAUCAGCAGGGAUGAGGAGGACGAGGGAGACAUGGAGAAAGAGCAGGACAGAGAGUGUCCAUCUGAGUUAGUGAAUGAGUCGACAUUUACCGAACACGAAACGCCCUCUCGUAGAGAAUCUGAGAUUUAACCUUUGUCCGGUGCUUGUUUUGAGUAUCGCCACAUGAAGUGACCUAUGACUGUCAUCCUGCUGAUAUGAGGACACCGCUGAGGCAGG
Molecule: messenger RNA, 1414 nt
Organism: Pelmatolapia mariae (spotted tilapia)
Lineage: Eukaryota; Metazoa; Chordata; Actinopteri; Cichliformes; Cichlidae
Gene: kcnj12b
Product: potassium inwardly rectifying channel subfamily J member 12b
Exons: 1
Coding region: 44-1327 (427 amino acids)
Biological process (GO): potassium ion import across plasma membrane; regulation of monoatomic ion transmembrane transport
Cellular component (GO): plasma membrane
Molecular function (GO): inward rectifier potassium channel activity
Source: RefSeq, a predicted model, not a curated record